CACAUUACAAACGGCAGCGACUUGAAUACUCCAGUUGAGCUGUGGACUUUGGCUGUCCUGGCUGGGCUUUGGCUGUCCUACCGGUGUAUUCUAAUACUUACCCGAACAAUAGACGUACACAAUUAGGCCAUCGGGCAUCGAAAAUCGAUCAAGGCAAGACUGUUGCGCGCUCUGAGUGCUGCACCUUGCACGGCUUGCAGCGUGCCUCGUUGCCUUCCGCCACGCGGCAGGACUGUGCUGCCACCCUCUCCAUCGCCGGCAAGCCUGUGGCGAGCUGACAGCAUUCGCUAACUGAAUUUGCUACAGAGCCCGCACGAAGUGCCCCAGUGCCUGAAGUCCCUGGAUCCAGCUACGGGCGGUGUUCGGCACAGGCGGUCCGCGUAGCGGCACAUAUAGAAGCUAGUCACACUGCCGGUGCCAGGCGGAGCACGGUCGCGGCCUGCGGGCGCGGCCGCGAUGAAGUCAAGCGAUGAUGGAGACCAGGUGGUCAUCCCCAUCCGCCACGGCCCCAGCAAAUCGGCCGAGGGCUCCAAGCGCAUGGGCCAUAAGGACAGCAUUCUAGUAGGCCUGGGCCUGAUUCUCUUCCUGUCCUUAACCUGGCUCUACUUCGUGCAUAGGAUGUACCUAAAUGUCGCGGGAAGUUCCGCGCCAUCGCCAACACCCACACGAGUCGCCACUGUCAGCACAGGGACGGGCGGCUAAAUGCACCAUGAACAGCAUCAACAUCAGGAGCGCUACGACUGCGAAUUUUAGCAGCAAGGCACAGGCCAGAACGACGCCAUUAAUGUUGCAGUCCUAGGGUGUGGCGUGUGCGCAUAUGUGUACCUCAAGAGUUUGAAGCUGUGGCCAAUUCAAAAUGUGGCGUGUAUGCGGGGCAUGCACAUGGAGGCAGCAGGCAAACAGCAAUCACGCCCAUGAAGGUGCCUGGUGAUGAAGGGCAAUGGACGGACAGCGAGUACAAGACAAUCGCAUAAACCCGUUUGCGGGAUGUUGUCUUCCGGAUGCGGCCGUGCGGUCAGGAGUGUGACGUGCCAUAUGCUGCUGGACGAUGCGCUCCUCGAGUUCCGGACAGCUCCGGACACGUGAUAUCCGUCCCUCAGGGUCCUUGUGAUAACCGUGCACACGCGCUAAGAAAUCCCAGGAGUCCCGCAUACGCUAAGUCUGGAGGCAAGUGCCAGAGCGCGCUUUAGUGCCGUUGUAGAACGGUGGACGCCGGGGCCCCAACGCUUCUGCAAGGCCCUGGCACUGGGAACUUAUUUGUAUGCUGGGGUCUGGGUUCUCUGGAACUGGGAAUACGCUGCACAUUAUGCGGGCUUCCGGCUACGCAACCCUGCUCC
Messenger RNA from Chlamydomonas reinhardtii, 1337 nucleotides. RefSeq lists its product as uncharacterized. Lineage: Eukaryota; Viridiplantae; Chlorophyta; Chlorophyceae; Chlamydomonadales; Chlamydomonadaceae. The transcript is spliced from 4 exons. The record is from RefSeq and is a predicted model, not a curated record. Bases 457 to 702 code for a protein of 81 amino acids.